This is a messenger RNA of Protopolystoma xenopodis, 636 nucleotides long. Lineage: Eukaryota; Metazoa; Platyhelminthes; Monogenea; Polystomatidea; Polystomatidae. The record is from the annotation of a GenBank genome assembly.
AUGGCUAAUCGGACGGUCAAAGAUGCGCAUACUAUACAUGGCACCAAUCCUCAAUAUCUCGUCGAGAAAAUAAUUAGGAGUCGUAUUUAUGAGUCUAAAUACUGGAAAGAACAUUGUUUUGCAAUAACAAGCGAACUUUUGGUUGACAAAGCAGUUGAACUUCGAUAUGUAGGAGGUGUCUACGGUGGGAACGUUAGACCAACUCCAUUCCUAUGUCUGUCCUUGAAAAUGUUGCAGAUCCAACCAGAUAAGGACAUUGUUAUAGAAUUUAUCAAGCAAGAAAACUACAAAUCAGUCCUUGAGGAAACGAACCUACUUGAUCCCAGACAAUCCCUUCUUGACGAAGAUCUAGAGGAUCUGCAAUUUGCUGAAGAGAUUGAUGCUCUUUCUGAAACUGACGACAGACCUAUUCCCAGAGAACGGGAUAAGAAGCGAGUGCGUGAUCAUGACUCUCCUGAUAGGCAUCGUGAUAGGGAACGUGAUCGAGAUAGACGCCGACAUAGAUUGCGAGAGGAGAGCCCCCUAUCAAUUAAGCGGGAUAGAAGGGAUCGAGAAGAUCGCGAUUAUGCGCGUGAACGACAUCGGGAUCGCGAUGACAAAGAACGGGAAAGAAGACAUGAAAAAGAACGAAGGUAA